Molecule: messenger RNA, 1950 nt
Organism: Clupea harengus (Atlantic herring)
Lineage: Eukaryota; Metazoa; Chordata; Actinopteri; Clupeiformes; Clupeidae
Product: interferon-induced very large GTPase 1-like
Exons: 1
Coding region: 21-965 (314 amino acids)
Source: RefSeq, a predicted model, not a curated record
GGCAAGCAAUCACACAUCAAAUGAAGAUGGGAGAUGGGGGAGUGACCUACAGCACACGGCCUAACUUACUUUAUGACCUUUUAAAGCAGCUGCUCCAUGAGGACUCGUUUCCGAAGUACAAGGAGUACACAAGAUCAUAUGAAACAUUUGUGAAAAACUGGAUUAAGGAACAAAUCAUUACGAAAAUGUUAUCAGGUGAACAAAUGCAACAAUUGGAGACAGAACUCCUUCAUGAGACUGUAAAGAGAAUAACUGCCACGAUCACCAGCAUCUCCAAGGACAUGGACAUAGAGGAGUUCAUAAGACAGUUCUGCUCUGACCUUGAGGAUCAGCUGGUCUUCCCAAGAGAUGCCUUAGACGACUUUUGGAUUCUUAUCAACGCCAAGACAGACCAGUUUGUCAUCAACCUCAAGGAGUUCAUUGAGGGAAUGGAAUCACAUUUAACUGAGGGGUAUGCCAACAAAACAGGCAUCUCACACAUCACUGAAAUAAUUACACACCUGCCCUCUAAACCCCAUGAGCUGCUCUUCACCAGACUGUGUGGAUGUGGGGAACAGUGUCCCUUCUGUGGGACACCCUGUGAAGCAGGAGGUGAUAACCACAAAGAGCACUUCUCCAGCAUGCACCGACCUGAAGCUUUUGCACAGUAUAGAUGGAAUACCUCCAAGAAGCUGGUAAUAGACAUUUGUACAACUUUAGUGAUCAGUGAUACAAAAUUUAAGAAUUCAAAAACAGGUGAUAAAUGGCAUCCCUAUAAGGAGUACAGAGACAUCUACCCUGACUGGCAGAUCACAGGAGACUCGAGCAUGGAGGCCUCAGACUACUGGAAAUAUGUGCUGAUGAAGUUCAACAAUGAGCUUGCUGAAGCUUACAAUGCCCUACCUGCAGAUAUCCCAGAGGCCUGGAAAACACUGACAGCAGAGGGUGCACUGAGAAGCCUGAGAGAGUCAUUUAACAUGCAGUAAUGCAAACUUUAUAUAUCAUAUAUGGUGUUAGUAGACGUGACAUGUGAAUCAGGCCAGAAGGGAACCAUCACACAUGGCAUCAGUGAUGGGGGAACAUGGAGAAUGUGCUCAAGAUUAAUCAAGUCAGAUGUUGGGGAUAUUAAUCAAUAUGAUCCUUAAAUUAAACAACAUGACUAAAUGAGUUAAAACACAUACGUCAUCAGAAUGACCAUCUUGAUUAUUAAGUCUUUCUUGUCUUUAAGAUGUUGAAUAAUGAGUGAUGUGUUUCCCUUCAGUACUAUUGGGGGAUUUUGAGAACGCUGAUAAUUUGGUUCAGUUGCUUGCAGUUAGUAGUUCGGAACCACACACACACACACAAUGCACAUACACAUACACACACACACACACAAUGCAAUUCCUAGUUCAGUACCUGAAUCUUUUCUAUUCUGUUCAAGAGGUUUCAUCAUGAAGUGAAUUAAUUACCUUUUAGACAUUUUCACUUUUUUAGUACAGGUUCAAAAUGAUUGUUAGAUUUGAAAUUAUCUUAAUUUUGUUUUGAGGUCACUUGUUAUUUGUUUGAUUUAUUAUUGUUACGUUAGUAUUAUGAAAUCAAUACAAUGGCCUUCAAUCAAUCCAAUUUAAUUCAUAUUGUGUAAUUGGCACCAAGUAUGCAUAUUGCCUUCAUAGAUACUAAUGUGUUUCUUUAUUCAUUGUGUUUGGGGCUUACUAUGGGAUGGCAGUUUAACCAUAUGGUGUUAGAAUAGCAGUUUAAGCGUGUGUUUCUAGCUAGCGGAAUGAGAGGUUAUUCAUACAGAACUCUUUGCUCUUUAAACUCUCCAGCUUUCUAUUCCACUCCAGUCAUAUUACAAAGCUGAUUCAUCUGCAGUGGUAUGUGAUUUAAUGACCCAGUUAACAAGCGUGUUGACUGACAUGUAUUCAUUGAUGGCACGGUGGCUCAGUUGCUUGCACUGCUUGCACUGCAGCCUCACAGCAAGAAGGUCAUGGG